This is a messenger RNA of Plasmodium gonderi, 1065 nucleotides long. Its product is annotated as variable surface protein. Bases 1 to 1065 code for a protein of 354 amino acids. The record is from RefSeq and is a predicted model, not a curated record. The transcript is spliced from 3 exons. NCBI's taxonomy places the organism in Eukaryota, Apicomplexa, Aconoidasida, Haemosporida, Plasmodiidae.
AUGCUCGAGUCAAGCAGUGAGAAUACAAAUUUUGAUUUUAAUGAAAUAUUUCCAAAGUGUAAAUAUGAUUUUAAGGAGGCUAUAAACGCACAUCGUGGUAUAAAUAACAGUUUAGGAUUGAAUCACGUAUGCGAAAAAUUUAGUAAAUUAGUAGGGGGAAACAAUUCUUCGCCAUUUGUGUUACCAUGCUCUGAUCUUGGUCGCUAUUUAUAUCAUAUAAGCCUUAAUACAGAUAGUAAAAAAACAAGUUGUAAAUAUUUCAGUUACAAAUUAGAGGAAGCAAUAAAAUAUAAUAAUCGCAAUUGUAAUGGAGUAAAUAAUUGUUACAAAUAUUUGAUAAAUGCAAAAAAUGAGAAAUUAAAAAACGUACUUCCUAUGUGUGAGGGAAGUACUAUAGACAUUGAUAAUGAAACAUAUACAAUAUUCAAUUAUUUGGAUAAAUUAUAUGAUGCUAUUUAUACGAUAGAAAGCACUCGUGGGAGGAGUUGUUGGCAGAGAGAAAAAGAUAUUUAUAGGCCUUAUAUAUCACAUUUGAAUUCAUGCAAAUAUAGCAAUGAUGGUACUUUCAGAAAUAUGCUCUUAAAACUUAAUGAAAAAUACAUUAAAGUAUGUCCUAAUGUGAAUAAAUUUGAACUCUUUAAAUUUAUUUCUAAUAAUAUCGUAAGCCAAACAGGAGUUACAAACAAUACAGCAGUUACAAGACAAGCAGAGAUUUCAAGCGAAGCAGCAGUUACAAAACAAGCAAAAAUAGAAAGGCAGGAAGAUGUGGGAAUUGAUGUACAGAUGGCAGGUAAACUUCUGAGGACAAGCACAGAAUUGGGAACAAAUUCAUCGAUAAGGAAACACUUUAUAAUUUUACCCUUUACAAUAUUAAUAAUUGUAUUAAUUUUGUAUAAGUAUACCACAUUUGGCGCCCUUGUGCAAUCAAGGGUGCAGAAGUUAAAGAAUGUGUUCUUCAAAAAUAAAAAUAAUGAAUAUCGAGGUAUAAUGGAUUCUCAUGAAAAUAUAUAUCGUGAUAAAAAAAAUAGAAGGAGUUAUAUUUCAUAUAUUCCAGAAGUCUACUGA